This is a messenger RNA of Mollisia scopiformis, 1453 nucleotides long. RefSeq lists its product as uncharacterized. The transcript is spliced from 2 exons. Lineage: Eukaryota; Fungi; Ascomycota; Leotiomycetes; Helotiales; Mollisiaceae. Gene Ontology annotation, molecular function: acyltransferase activity. The record is from RefSeq and is a predicted model, not a curated record. The coding region runs from base 201 to 1232 and encodes 343 amino acids.
CGAAUGUACAAAAUUCCAGACGAGCAGACGGACAUCGAUGCAACUCCAAUGUUCUGACAUCCCAUAUAUUUGUCUGCCACCUGAAUUCUUCUCUGCCAUUUCAACUCGCAGUCCUCGAGGCCAUGCGACGAUAGGCACCAUUUCUCUGUUUCUGGCUACCGUUUCUCGAGCUUGAGACCUUCGCGCGCAAUACAUUCGUGAUGGAGAAGUACUCGCAGUUUCGUGAUCGCGGAUCUGGAAUAGCUCCCUUCUUCCCGAUAUCCUCGACGCCUGCAGGAAUCUAUCUACCUGUCCACAUAUUCCUCUUUCUUUUCAAAUUACCAUUCUUCGUUACCGUUGCGACGACUUACUUUCUGUUCCUACAAUGGUUUCCUCUGGGUUCGCUAUUCAAGAAAGCUAUACUAUGGAUGAUAUUGGGCAUACCGGGCAUAUGGUGGAUUGAUCUGCAGAUUGAUGGAGUCAAGAAAGGCUCAUUAGCAAAAAAGCAUGAGGGCAGGAUACCUCAGCCAUCAAGCAUUAUCGCAUCCUCCUUUACCUCACCGAUCGACUCAUUAUAUCUUGCUGCCAUCUUCGAUCCUAUCUUUACAGUCUCGUAUCCUCAUACACGCCAAGUUCGACGCAUAUCCUUGCUUGGAGCAAUUCUACGAGCUCUGUCAAGCCCACAAGACCAACCACCCAAGAGUGCGAAGCUCACGGAUUUGAAGACGUUGCUUGUGGAGAACCCGCAAAGAGUUGUGGUUGUUUUCCCCGAAUGUACGACGACGAAUGGAAAAGGGAUACUCCCUUUCAGUCCAAGUCUUCUCACAACUCCUGCCCAGACGAAGAUCUUCCCCAUCAGUCUGAGAUAUAGUCCUCCGGAUAUUACCACCCCAGUUCCACGUCACUACUGGUCAUUCAUAUGGAACCUCCUUUCACAACCAACCCAUUGUAUCAAAGUCCGGAUAGCAGAAGUUGUCUACAACACUUCGAAACCAACAGAUCACGCGACUGAGAAGAAGGAUCGAUAUUUGACCAAUUUUCUUGAUACACUUGGAGAAGAUUCAGCUAUGACAAGUAGUACAGACACUCUAACAAGUUUGAGUGAUCAACCAGCAGAAGUAAACCCGGAAGAGAAACGAAUUCUUGAUAAGGUGGGGGAAGCGCUAGCACGUUUAGGGAGAGUCAAGAGAGUGGGCUUGACUGUGAAGGACAAGGCCGCAUUUGUGGAGGCAUGGUCGAAGAAGAGGCGAUAGAUAAGGAUGGAUUAUGAUGGCGUUCAGGGCAUUGGACUGACGAUCGGUCAGGGAGUCGGGAAAGCGAUAGCAUCUUCUGCAAUGCAUUCAUGCAGAAUUGAAUUCAAAGUCUGUUCAGUAUCGAGUUAUCUCAUUUCUUUCAGAUUUUCGUGUGUGCUAUGCUUCUCCUCACCCUGAGUAAAUACAUCGCCUUCGAAUUUUUGACCAUAUACACGAAACGG